AUGACAAGCGAAAGUGAUGAGAAGUUGAUGCUGACCAACGGCGUGGAUUCACCGUCCACCGACGAAGCCAACAGCGGAGGGCCAAAUGCGGAAAAUCACGGGCAGCUUAAAAAGGGCCCGUGGACCUCAGCAGAGGACGCGGUUCUAAUAGAAUACGUCACCAAGCAUGGGGAAGGCAACUGGAAUGCGGUCCAAAAGAACUCGGGCCUGUCCAGAUGCGGGAAAAGCUGCCGUCUGAGGUGGGCCAAUCACUUGAGACCGGAUCUUAAGAAAGGGGCUUUUACCCCCGAGGAGGAGCGUCAUAUAAUUGAGCUUCAUGCAAAGAUGGGGAAUAAAUGGGCCCGAAUGGCCGCUGAGUUACCGGGCCGCACGGACAACGAGAUAAAAAACUUCUGGAACACCCGGAUCAAACGAAGGCAACGUGCAGGCCUACCCAUCUACCCGCCGGACAUCUCCCUGGAGGCCCUGCCCAACGAAAACAUGGACGAGCCUCCGGCCCCUGAUGGGCCCCACCACCCGGACUACCUCCCCGUGAGCACCUUGAUCAACAUACCAUCCGUGGAGUUCAAGGGUCUGGAGCUGGGGCGGCAGCACUACCUUUAUCAUCAUCAUCCAUCUCUCGACAUCGCCAUGCCCUUCCUCGACCACUACAACAACACCAAGCCCUUUCCCACGGGCAUGGCUUUCCACCCGUGCAAGCGGCCCCGCGGCCCUGAACCCCUCUUCCCUCCCUUGUACCACCAAAACUCCUUUGUUUUUCCACACUAUGAACAAAACUCGACUCUUCAUAAUGUCGAGCUCCCUUCACUCCAAACCCACGGGGGCUCACCUUGUCCCGACCCCCCGUUGCCCUUCUUCGAGCCGCCUGACGUCCUCAUCCAGGAUGACCGCGCGCCCGGGCCCGCCUCCACCAAUGGCCUCCUCGAGGAUGUCCUCUACGGCUCCGAGGCCCUCAGGACCAAACCCCCCUUCUUCGGGCAUAGCCUCGACUCGAACCGUGCCCUUGGCGCUGGCAGGACCCACUGGGAGGAGCAGCUCUCACCCCCCCUCGGCCACUCCCCUUCAUCCGUCUUCAGCGAGACCGGGCCCAUCACUCCCACUUCCCUCGAUGAUACCGACUUGCCAGUUAAAGAGGUAGCAAGCAAUCUGGGCCCGGUUCAAUACGAGGUAAAAGUUGAGGAAGCAAACCCGAUGAUCUUCUCAAGGCCCGAUUAUUUGCUCGCCUCGAGCUGUCUGGGUCCGAUGAAAUGCCCCACCACUAACGACCAUUCAUUGCUGGAGAAUGCGAUGGGGAAACUUCUCGGCGAUGAUUUGAACAAAGACUGCAAGCAAAUGGACACGGGCUCGAGUUCGUCGGCCCAAGGACGAGGCCGUAACUCUUGCGCAUGGAAUCCUAUGCCGACUGUCUAG
Molecule: messenger RNA, 1410 nt
Organism: Striga hermonthica
Lineage: Eukaryota; Viridiplantae; Streptophyta; Magnoliopsida; Lamiales; Orobanchaceae
Source: the annotation of a GenBank genome assembly